UGCGUAUCCGUCGCUCCCCCUCGCUACUUCAAUGACGUAGCAGACCCAAGCGGAAUUAUCCCCUCCCCUUGGCCAAGAGGCUAAUAAUACCAGGCGGAGCGACAAGUAGCCACGCACAUCCCGCACGAGAAGAGCAAGCCAGCCCUUCCACCCGACGUCGUAAGCUCACUUUUCAUUUUCCUGUCAAGUUCACCAGCCACCACUCACGCACACACCACUGCCACAAUGGUCUACACGAUCGUCGUCCACCUAUACGCCAAGGAAGGCAAGGAGGUCGAGGAGAAGCUACGCAACAAGCUGAUCGAAGCCUCGCAGGUGUACUCCAAGGACAUCGAGACCAUCGGCUGGCACGUGAUGCAGGACCACCAAGACCCGCGCAAGUGGUGCAUCGUCGAGCGCUACGAGCACGAGAGCAGUCAGAAGUACCACCUGGAAAACCCGUACUGGAAGACGUUCGACCCGUACGUCAUCCCCCUGCUGGACAAGCCGAUGGAUCUGCGCCGCUUCAACGAGCUGGACACGAGCAAGCCCGUGCACGUCGAGUAAGCGCGCGAGCGAACGAGUGAGCGAGUGACUGUCUGAGUACAAGUUGGUCUUUUCAAGGCGUUCCAUGUGAGGGUAGAUGGAGCUGUGGUGCCGUCAUUGCGUAGUGGAACUCUCUUAAAACACUUGCGAUAUGAGGAGCGCUUCCGAUCGAUCGACAUGUUGAGAUUCAGUUACUAGAAUCCUUUCGAGAAGUCAUAGUCCGCGCCCACGUUGGCAGCAAUAGUAGAAAUAUAAGAAAAGAAAAUUUAAUAGCACGUUGCUAGAUCUAGCAGAAGUAGAAAUUGUUAAAGAGAUACUGGUAGUGCUCUUUAACAAUUAAAAAAAUCUUGCAGUCUUUAACCCUUCAACAUAUUAUAAGAUCAGUACUGUGCGUA
This is a messenger RNA of Phytophthora nicotianae INRA-310, 920 nucleotides long. RefSeq lists its product as hypothetical. The coding region runs from base 226 to 546 and encodes 106 amino acids. NCBI's taxonomy places the organism in Eukaryota, Oomycota, Peronosporomycetes, Peronosporales, Peronosporaceae. The record is from RefSeq and is a predicted model, not a curated record. The transcript has a single exon.